Betta splendens (Siamese fighting fish) is the source of this 4206-nucleotide messenger RNA. It is a transcript of the gene map2k6, whose product is annotated as mitogen-activated protein kinase kinase 6. The transcript is spliced from 12 exons. The record is from RefSeq and is a predicted model, not a curated record. Gene Ontology annotation, biological process: protein phosphorylation; MAPK cascade. Gene Ontology annotation, molecular function: MAP kinase kinase activity; ATP binding. NCBI's taxonomy places the organism in Eukaryota, Metazoa, Chordata, Actinopteri, Anabantiformes, Osphronemidae. The coding region runs from base 302 to 1375 and encodes 357 amino acids.
AACAGCCUUUGCGCUCCAAGCAGGAAGAACGUCCUCUCGCAGGGGCUCGUACUGAUCCAAGUUAGGAGCUUUCAGCUGCCAGCCUUGGCCCAUCAUGUAAGGGCUGCGGAGAAUUCUUUGCAGUGCAGUUGCAAAAUUACCUCCUUCCCCCGACGCCCGCGGGGACCGUGCAUUCACAAGGCCGCCCCGUGCACGGACACGCACGCCUCGGACGCGGAACGACUCCAAGUGCAUGAAGAUCUCGGCUUGUAUUUUGCAUCUUUGUUGCAAGGCGAGCCGCUGAAGCUCCGGCGCGAGGGCGAUGGAGGGAGGGAGCGAGAAAGAAGGCAAAGUCUUUUGUGCUUCCCCUCCCCCCCCUCAAAGCAAAGGGGAAAUGUCUCAGGCGAAGGGAGGGAAGAAGAAGCCAGCGCUCAAGCUGUCCAGGGAGGUGUUUGAGCAGCCCGCCGCCGCAGUACCCCCCAGAGAUCUGGACUCCAAAGCCUAUGUGACCAUUGGAGAGAAGAAUUUCGAGGUGAAGGCCGACGACCUGGAGCAGAUCAGCGAGCUGGGCCGGGGCGCGUACGGCGUGGUGGACAAGAUGAGGCACGUGCCCAGUGGCCUCAUCAUGGCCGUCAAGCGGAUUCGGGCCACAGUGAACACUCAGGAGCAGAAGAGGCUGCUGAUGGACCUGGACAUCUCCAUGAGGACCGUUGACUGCUUCUACACGGUCACCUUCUACGGAGCCCUGUUCAGAGAGGGCGACGUCUGGAUCUGCAUGGAGCUGAUGGACACCUCCCUGGACAAGUUCUACAAGCAGGUGAUCGAGAAGGGCCUGACCAUCCCCGAGGACAUCCUGGGCAAGAUCGCUGUGUCGAUAGUGAAAGCGUUGGAGCAUCUGCACAGCAACCUGCAAGUCAUACACAGAGACGUGAAGCCGUCCAACGUCCUGAUCAACACCCAGGGUCAGGUGAAGAUGUGCGACUUUGGCAUCAGCGGCUACUUGGUCGACUCUGUGGCCAAAACCAUGGACGCCGGCUGCAAACCCUACAUGGCGCCGGAGAGGAUCAACCCCGAGACCAACCAGAAAGGAUACAACAUCAAGUCGGACAUCUGGAGCCUAGGAAUCACUAUGAUCGAGCUCGCCAUCCUGCGCUUCCCCUACGCCUCGUGGGGAACGCCCUUCCAGCAGCUGAAGCAGGUGGUGGAGGAACCUUCGCCCCAGCUUCCUGCCAACCAGUUCUCCCCUGACUUUGUGGACUUCACCUCCCAGUGCUUGAAGAAGGUUUCCAAAGAGCGGCCGACGUACACGGAACUCAUGCAACAUCCCUUCUUCACCUCCCACGAGGCCAAAGGAACCGACGUGGCUAGCUUUGUGAAGGUGAUUCUAGGAGACUGAGGUGCCAGAGGGGUGGAGGGAGGGCGUGUCGGGAAGAGAACACAAGAAACAAACAAAAGGCACCAGUUGCGGCCCGGUUCCCCUCCCUUUCGUCAGACGGAGACCAGCGAGCGAGCGCGUCCUCUGUUCAUGACCUGGAGCUGGACUGGGUGCAGCCGACCGACGCUUUGUGACUGUAUGCAACAAGUCCCUCUGGUUCCACUCAUCCCACCUCUGUGCACCAUCUACUACUCAACCUUAAUAUUAGUCGGCAAGUUGACCUCUAUUUCCCCCCUUUUCUGCUGAAACACAAAUAUAUGCAGAGGUGCAGAUUCUAUCAAAUAUGAAUGAUAUAUUACUAUGUAUGUAUAAUCUAAAUGUUUGUAUACUCUAAGCAGAUGUUGCAUCAGUUUAGUAAUUGAAUGCAUGUACAGACUAUAUCUACUGGGCUCCUAUGCUCAGUGACGAACAGCCUCCUAGUGGUCACAGACAGGUACUGCACUUCAACGGCUUCCCUGACUCCAGUUCUGACUGUCCGUGUGUGCGUCCACUGGACACACGUUCUGGAUAAUAACAGCGUGGCCUGAUGUGCACAGAUGUCCAGUGUGGUGAGCUGCACAUGGAGCCUGGGCAACUCCAGUGUGCUGCUGAAGGAUGCUUCCUGGAGGCGUUCUUGUGAACCUACUCGCUCCGCUUCUGUUCUCACCGUUCAUAGUUUCACACCAACACGUUAACUCAGAAACCUUCAGGUCGCCUUCACACGUGGACGUCUUUAGGAACGCAUCCAUGGACCGAAGCACACGUGUGCAGAAAGGGACCCAGUCAAAUGGAGCCUGGAGGGUUGAUGAGCUCCAUCAGACCUUUGUGUGAGCGGAACCGGCAUCAGACAUCAGACGAGGCUGUGUCCUGAUCCGCUGGACCUGCAGCCCCGCCUGAUGCUGUCUGUGGGGGGGUUCUCCUCGUCUGUACUGAGCCGACCACACUCUCCUUUCUUCGGUCCACAUGAACAGAACUGGAUAUUAUUGAUAUUGUAUUGUUUAGAUUUCGGUCCCGGACGUAUUUAUUACAACUGCUGUUCUCCCUCUGAAACUUGAGCGACCCGUCGGAGACUGUGUUUGUGUGGACUGAGUAUGUUUUUCUGUUUUUUGUGGUGUUCCUCUUGGCUCAAACUCGUAGUGCUUUUGAAGUGUGACUUGUGCCAGCCUUCUAUGUGCCUCUAUACAAAGCGACCUCUCCCAUCGUCUCACCUUCUGGCUCCUCUCGUGACGUUGGCUUUUCUUUUUCUAGUCGUGGAUUGGGCUCGAGGCCGUCUGUGCUUUUUAUCUGAUGGUGGUUUGUGAUGGCAGGAAACUCUGGGCUGCUUCACUUGUGCUGGUGCUUCUCUGAACUUGAAACACUGUACGUGGCUGUUUUCAUUCCUCUUGUCUGUAAACAUUGUUCAUCGAGUCCAUUUCUGCUCAGAUGCUUUGUCUGUGAACCUCCCGGACGCCUCUCGUCUCUGCUGAACGACUCCGUGACCUUGUAGGUGGUCAGAUUGAAGCGCUUCAGCGCCGGCCGCUGCUGCGGCCCGGACUCGGGUCUCGGGAUCAGGCCUCCUGCAUCUCCCUCCUCCUUCAGGCUCAUGUCAUCCAUGGUUUUCAUGCUUUGUUUGAAGCCGUAAUGACCCCUUUGUUCAUUCUGUGUCUGGUCCUCGCGUGACCACAGUCGCCUUUGAUUGUGGACCAGGCCCAGUGGAGCCUCUCACACCCAGCAGCUGGUCUGGGAUUUGACAACACCUCGUGUCUGUGAAUGACGCUCGGACACUUGUGGUUGUUAAAAGGUUCAUCUCCCUUUAGAGGUUCAGACUUCGCGGAUGUUGUUAGUUUAGGUGCAGGGUUGUUGGUUGUGGCUAAAAGUGGUCGUUCAUAGGAUCCUCUGUAACCUUCGCUGCUUCUGAUCCGCUCAUGUUCAUCGGCAGUGAGGAAGGACAGCAGUCUGGUUUUCCUGUUCAGCGCAUCAGGGCCUCAUCAGACUCGAGUCUCGGCCUCUGUCCAGACCUGUGUCUGGGCUCCUGGUUUUGUUUCCUCGCCUGGACUUUCCCGUCCACGUGUCUAUUUGUGGCCUGCUUCUACCUGAGGGUCAGUGGGGGCAGGACGUCCCGCGUUUCCCCGCUUUGCUUCUCCGUCCCUCCUGAGGGCCUAUUUCUGCUCGUACGUGACUAAGGUCCAGCAGACAGGCCUUUACUGGAACCACACACCUGUUUGCACCAGGCUGAUAUGAGGCUCGGAGAGAAUCGGCGGAAACCUUUGCUCACCUUCCUCCUCAUCCUCGAAAUGUGUCAGCAGAUGAAUCAAAGGCCUGUAGACGUGGGUCGCUUCCAGCCCUUUACAGUGUGCUCUGCCAGGUGUGUGUGCGUGUGUGCGUGUGUGCGUGAACCGUACCGAGGUUUCUUUUAGUUAUUGUUAUUAUUUUUUGCACAACACUUCUCACUUUGAGCGUUGUGGAGGUCGACUACAACAGCGCGACUUGUGAACCGUGGAGCUUCGUGUCUCUGUGUUGCAGGUGGUAAACUGCUGGUACACACAGCUGUAUGUGACUUCUGAUGUUGCAGUGUUGUGUUCUUCUUCUAUCCGGGGCUGAGGGCUGGGUUUUCAGAGUGAGACGUACGACGAGGGUUCGACUUCUUCAGCUCCUCGCCCCACGGGAAGUGAAGUUCUCAGUAUAUUAACGUGUCUCUAAGCCUCUGCUAAAGACUGAUGACUGUUCAUUUAGAGCUCAAUGAAUUUCUAUGAAUAUUUUAGAUUGCUCAAACUGAUUGUGUGCAAUUGUAAUGAUGGAAAUUCAAAUAAAAAAGACGUAUUUUUACACGAUAA